AAAAGUUUCCCCGAGCCGCAGUCUGCAAAGACAUCGGGGACGCAGGGCGGCUGAGUCCUCAAUUGGGUCUAGCGCCAGUCGGCGGUCAGGUCAUUGUCCGUCGCAGCCCCGAUUGAACAGGCUCGAACAGGAAAGUCUUGGCAGAAAGCCGGGACUGUGCGAUGAAAUUCAAACUAGUCUGACGACGCCGACAACGAGAGCCCGCCAGCACCCCGCAAGGAAUUUCCGCCUCAUCACGCAGGUCUUAGUCGAUUCCGGUCACAGAGGAUACAUACCUGUGAUCCAGCUUCUUCUCGCCCCCCCCCGUCGCCUUCCCCAGAUUCAUAGCUUAGUCGGCCAAUAUGCGGCCUAUUUUGCUUUCGGGCCAUGAACGGUCCCUGAACCAGAUCAAGUUCAACCGCGAUGGCGAUCUCAUCUUCUCCGUGGCUAAGGAUAAAAUUGUGUGCGCUUGGUGGUCGGCCAACGGCGAGCGACUCGGUACCUACGCUGGACACCAGGGUGCUAUCUGGACGGUCGAUGUGAGCCCCAACACUCUUCUUCUGGCAACCGGUUCGGCAGACAACACGGUGCGACUAUGGAACGUGAAGACCGGCGAGUGCGUCAAGGUGUGGGACUUCCCUACGGCCGUUAAGCGGGUCGAGUUCACCCCGGAUGGAAGCAGACUCUUGGCUGUGACGGAGAAGCGUAUGGGUUUCUUGGGUACCAUUGUGGUCUUGGAUAUCAACUACGGCGAGAACUUGAGCGAGCAGGCUGAGGAGCCUAGCUUGCGCAUCACCUGCACAGAGAGCAAGGCAACGGUUGCCGGCUGGGGUUAUCUCGGCCAGUUCAUCAUUGCCGGUCACGAAGAUGGCAGUGUCAGCCAGUACGAUGGCAAGACCGGUGAGCAGCUGGAGAACGUCCAGGCCCACGAGUUCGACCACCAGAUCAACGACAUCCAGUUCUCUCAAGACCGCACCUACUUCAUCACCGCCUCCAAGGACAAGUCCGCCAAGCUCAUGUCCACCCGUAACCUCGCCAUCCUCAAGACCUACGUUGCCGACACCCCCCUCAACAGCGCCACCAUUACGCCCAAGAAGGACUACGUGAUCCUGGGAGGUGGUCAGGCCGCCAUGGAUGUCACCACGACCUCUGCCCGCCAGGGUAAAUUCGAGGCUCGUUUCUACCACAAGGUCUUCGAGGACGAGAUCGGCCGUGUCAGGGGUCACUUCGGUCCCCUGAACACCGUUCACGUCCACCCCGCCGGUACUUCCUACGCCUCGGGCGGAGAGGACGGUUACGUGCGUGUGCACCACUUCGACAAGUCAUACUUCGAUUUCAUGUAUGAGGUCGAGCGGGAGCAGCUGAGAAGGUGAAGUGAGUGAAGGAUGAGAGAAAGACGGGAGUGUUUGAUUUUUCCUUUACCAGUUACGCAUCGUGUGUAUGUGUCAUGAGGCGAAGAAUAUCUUUUUUACUACAAAAGUAGAAAGACAAAGGCACGGCGGUACGAAGAAGACCUCGGGGCGAUUCAGGGCAUGAGUUCUUUUCAUUUCCUUUUCCAUGAUAAAGUCGGAGUUGGUACCAUUUGCUUUUCUGGUCGCUUUCUGUGUCCUAAUAAAAGAAACCACAAUUGCUUCUUCCAUUUAUCAUUCUAUUCUUAUGAAUAUAUAUCAGGUUUAUGAUCCAGAC
Molecule: messenger RNA, 1665 nt
Organism: Aspergillus ibericus CBS 121593
Lineage: Eukaryota; Fungi; Ascomycota; Eurotiomycetes; Eurotiales; Aspergillaceae
Gene: tif34
Product: translation initiation factor eIF3 subunit i
Exons: 5
Coding region: 342-1352 (336 amino acids)
Biological process (GO): cytoplasmic translational initiation
Cellular component (GO): eukaryotic translation initiation factor 3 complex, eIF3m; cytoplasm
Molecular function (GO): RNA binding; protein binding; translation initiation factor activity
Source: RefSeq, a predicted model, not a curated record